Meriones unguiculatus (Mongolian gerbil) is the source of this 17636-nucleotide messenger RNA. It is a transcript of the gene Ush2a, whose product is annotated as usherin. Lineage: Eukaryota; Metazoa; Chordata; Mammalia; Rodentia; Muridae. Gene Ontology annotation, molecular function: protein binding. The record is from RefSeq and is a predicted model, not a curated record. The coding region runs from base 1 to 15609 and encodes 5202 amino acids. The transcript has 71 exons.
AUGGCCACGCAUUUCCUGGUUUUUUCAAUGGGCUUCCUGUGUCAGGCCAUUAAAACAUUCGUCUUUGCCUACUUGGCCUCAGUGAGUUUGACUGCCUCUCAGGGCAUUUUCCCAAGGCUGGAGAAUGUGGGCGCUUUCAAGAAGGUAUCCACGGUGCCAACCCAAGCCACAUGUGGGUUCCCAAGCCCCAGCACUUUCUGUCAUCCCUCGGCCGCUGGGAGUGUGCAGUCGUGCACCGAGACGCGCUGUGUCCAGGACUGCCCCUACCGCUCUGCCUCCCCUCCCUAUACGGCCCUCCUGGAAGGCAUCCGGGGCUGCCUCCCUGCAGACUACGGAGACCUCCGCCCUCACGCCAGAAGCAACUCUCCGAGCUUUAUAUUUGGAAGUCACAAGAACUGCCCCUCUCUGCGGGCUCCGAGGCUGGCGGCAGAAUUUACCUUAGCCGUGUGGCUGAAGCCUGAGCGAGAAGGCGUGAUGUGCGUGAUAGAAAAGACAGUGGAUGGGCAGAUUGUGUUCAAAGUUACAAUAUCCGAGAAAGAGACCAUGUUUUAUUAUCGCACAGUAAAUGGUUUGCAGCCUCCGAUAAAAGUAAUGACACCAGGGAGAAUUCUUAUGAAGAAAUGGAUUCAUCUCAGUGUGCAGGUGCAUCAGACAGAAAUCAGCUUCUUUGUGGAUGGUUUGGAGAAGAACAAUACAGCAUUUGAUACAAGAACUCUACGAGAUCCAAUUUCAGACUCUGCCUUCAGCACUAUACAAAUAGGAAAGAGUUUAAAUGGUUUGGAGCAGUUUGUUGGAAGAAUGCAAGAUUUUCUAUUGUACAAUGUGUCACUUACAAACAGAGAGAUUCUGGAGCUCCUUUCUGGAGAUCUCCCCUGCUUGCACGUCCAGUCACAUUGCCGCUGCCCAGGCAGCCAUCCCCGUCUCCACCCCUCGGCUCAGCAGUACUGCAUUCCAAAUGGCGCAGAAGACCGGCCUUACCAUCAAGUGUCACGGCUGAAUCCCGAAGCCCAUCCUCUAUCCUUCAUCAACGAUGAUAACAUUGCUACUUCAUGGAUUUCCCAUGUGUUUACAAACAUUACACAGCUCAACCAAGGACUGGUUAUUUCUGUAGACUUGGAAAAUGGACAGUACCAGGUGUUUCUCAUCAUCAUCCAGUUCUCCAGCCCACGGCCUACGGCGAUAAAGAUCCAGAGGAAGAAGGAGGACAGCUCUCCCUGGGAGGACUGGCAGUAUUUUGCUAGAGAUUGCAGUGUCUGGGGAAUGAAAAACGAUGGUGACUUGGAAAACCCCGAUUCUGUCAACUGCCUUCAGUUUUCUGAUUUUACCUUGUUUUCCCAUGGUAAUGUCACAUUUGACCUCCUGACACCUGGACAGAAGCGUCGUCCUGGGUACAAUGACUCUUACAGUAGCUCAGUGCUGCAAGAAUUCAUGAAAGCCACUCAAAUCAGACUGCACUUCCACGGGCAGUACCAUCCAGCUGGGCGCACUGUUGACCCGAGACACAGAUACUAUGCAGUGGAUGAAAUCUUCAUCAGCGGGAGAUGCCAAUGCCACGGACACGCCGAGACCUGCGACGGGACCACGACACCCUAUAGAUGCCUCUGCUCUCCACACAGCUUCACGGAAGGGCAUCAGUGCGAUCGCUGCUUGCCUCUUUACAACGACAAGCCUUUCCGCAGUGGUGACCGUGUUCACGCCUUCAACUGUAAACCUUGUCAGUGCAACCGCCACGCCAGCAGCUGCCACUACGAGGCCUCUGUGGACCCGUUUCCCCUAGAGCACAGCAGAGGCAGCGGAGGGGUGUGUGACAACUGCCAGCACCACACGACAGGGAGAAACUGCGAGUCGUGCCAGGCUUACUUUUACCGACCCGUUGGCGCAGAUCCCUCUGCCCCUGAUGUCUGCAAGCCCUGUGACUGUAACCACGCUGGGACUAGAAAUGGCAGCCUCCUCUGUGACCCGAUUGGAGGCCAGUGUGAUUGUAAGAGACAUGUGUCUGGCAGGCAGUGUCUUCGUUGCCAGGAUGGAUUCUAUGACCUGCAGGCACUGGACGCUGAUGGCUGCCGCCCCUGUAACUGCAAUCCCUCUGGGACUGUGGAUGGAGACAUUACCUGUCACCAACAUUCAGGCCAGUGCCUGUGCAAAGCCAACGCUAUUGGCCGCAGAUGCACUCACUGCAACUUUGGAUUUAAAGUUCUCCAGAGUUCUGAGGCUGGUGGCUGUGAGGCCUGCCAGUGUAACCUCCACGGCUCGGUCAACCAGAGCUGCAAUCCGCUUUCGGGGCAGUGCGUGUGCAAGGAGGAAGCCAGAGGACUGAGGUGUGACACUUGCAGAGAAAACUUUUUCGGGUUGCCCUGGAGUACCUGUCGGGCCUGCAACUGCAGCGCGGCUGGCUCCCAGGCUGGGACCAUCUGUGACAGGGACACCGGGCAGUGCGUGUGCAAGCCCAACGUGGGAGGCAGACAAUGCGAUCGGUGCUUGGAGGGGUUCUUCACCCGGCGUCAGGGUGAUUCCUUGCUCUGUGCGGCCUGCAACUGCGAGAAGGCUGGGACAGUCAACGGCUCUCUCCUGUGUGACGAAUCGACUGGGCAGUGUCCUUGCAAACCAGGAGUGACAAGUUUGCGCUGCAAUCAGUGUCAGCCUCACAGGUUCAAUCUGACCAUGGGCCAGCUUCAAGGGUGCCAGGAGUGUGAGUGUGACCCCCUCGGGACAUUACCUGGAAGCGUCUGCGACCCUGUCAGCGGCCAGUGUCUGUGCCUACCUCAUCGACAAGGAAGAAGGUGUGAGCGGUGUCAGCCAGGCUUUUACGUUCCUCCUGGCCAUGCCACAGGCUGCCUGCCGUGCUUUUGCCACACAGCUGGAGCCGUGAGCCACAUCUGUAACAGCGUCACAGGGCAGUGCUCUUGCCGUGAUCCCUCCACUUCUGGACGGAGGUGUUACCAGUGUCAAGACCAGUACUUUGGAUUUGAUACUGAGACUGGAAGAUGCCAGCCUUGUCUUUGUCAUCCAGCAGGAGCCUUGAAUGGAACUUGUGAUGUGGUCACAGGCCAGUGUUUCUGUAAACAGUUUGUCACUGGCUCCAAGUGUGACACUUGUGUUCCUGGUUCAAGCCACUUGGACGUCAAUAAUCUAUUAGGCUGCAGCAAAACUCCCUCCCAGCAACCUCCACCAAGAGGACAGGUUCAAAGUUCUUCUGCCAUCAUUCUCUCCUGGAGUCCACCUGAUUUUCCCAAUGCCCACUUUCUUACUUACAGUCUGCUCAGGAAUGGUUCUGAAAUCUACACAACUGAAGAUCAACACCCAUACUAUACUCGGCACUUCUUUGACACUAGUCUGUCGCCACACACAUCGUAUUCAUAUUCUCUAGAGACCUCCAGUGUGCAUGGCUCGACACGGAGCAGGUCCGUCACGUAUAAGACGAAGCCAGAGGUCUCUGAAGGACACUUGAACUUGACUCAUGUGGUUCCUGUUGGCUCUGACUCUGUGACCCUUACCUGGACCGGACUCCCCAACAACUCUGGACCUAUAGAGGAGUAUAUUUUAUCUUGUGUACCUGUGGACAGCACCGAGCCUUGUGACUCCUAUGAAGGUCUGGAAACCUCAGCUACCAUCCGGAAUCUGGUUCCAUUCACGCAGUACCGUUUCUCUGUCCAGGGAUGUACUAGCGUGGGCUGCUCACAGAGCCUGCCUAUUGUAGUAACCACAGCCCAGGCACCCCCCCAGAGGCUGAGGCCACCCGCAGUAUGGAAAAUCAGCUCCACGGAACUCCACAUAGCAUGGUCUCCACCAGUGGAGCCAAAUGGUAUAAUUGUAAGAUAUGAAUUAUACAUGAAGAGAUGGUUGUCUACUGAAGAAAGUCUAGUGUUUGAGAGAAGUGAAUGGGUCAGUCCUCAUCCAGCUUCAAAGUCAGCCAGCAAGAGUGAGAACACACUUCCGCCUCCCCAAGUCAGCACCUCUGUUUCUGGCUUGGAGCCACACACUGAGUAUGCAUUUAGGGUCUUAGCUGUGAAUAUAGCUGGCAGCGCGUCAUCUGCCUGGGUCUCAGAAAGAACAGGAGAAUCAGCACCUGUGUUCAUGUCUCCUCCUUCAGUCACUCCACUCUCAUCGCACUCGCUCCGUGUCUCCUGGGAGAAGCCAGCAGAACACUUUUCAAGAGGAGAAAUUAUAGGGUACAACAUCAGCAUGGUUUCUGAACAUUCCCCCCAACAAGAUGUUCCAGUGAUGUGUUCAAAGCUCUUGCAUUCUGCUAAGCCCCAAGACCUGUCUUGUGUCGUGAGGGGACUCAAACCUUACAAGAUGUACACCUUCGCCGUCUCCCUCUGCAAUUCAGUGGGAUGCGUGACCAGUGCUAUGGGAGUAGGACGGACUCUCGCAGCGGCGCCUGCUCAACUACGGUCUCCCACGGUGGCAGGAGUCAACAGCACCACCGUCCGUGUCAGCUGGCUGCCCCCUGCAGAAGUCAAUGGCCCACCUCCUCUGUACUGUCUGGAGAGGAGGGUGUCCCAGCUCGCAGCUCCCAUGGCUGCCAUGACAAAGGGAACCUGCUUUGUGGGAGAUGGGUACUGCAGGUUCCCCAGAACGGCUCACCCAGAUUUUAUAGGCAUCAAGGCCAGCUUCCGGACAAAGGUUCCUGACGGGCUGAUCACCCUCGCAGUGUCCCCUGACAACCAAGAAGAGUAUUUUGCCCUUCAGUUGAAGGAUGGGCGUCCUUAUUUCCUUUAUAACCCCCAGGGGUCACUAGUGGAAGUUACCACAAGUGAUGAUCACAACAAACAGUACAGUGAUGGACAGUGGCAUGAGAUCAUUGCCAUCAGGCAUCAGGCUUUUGGCCAAAUUACUCUUGAUGGGUACUAUACAGGCUCCUCGGCCUCUCUGAAUGAGAGCACAGUGACAGGAGGCUACGCUGAACUCUUUGUGGGUGGGCUGCCACCAGGACACAGCAUCCUCCAGAGGAGGCCUGAGAUAAUCGGAAGAGGCUUUGUGGGCUGCCUCAAGGAUGUGCACGUCACGCAGCGUUCUAGCCCCUCCGUGACUUGGAGACCCGUGGACCGGCGGAGCUCCGAGGAGCAGCUCAAGGUGUAUGACAGCUGGGAGGGCUGCCCCGCUGCCCCAGGAGAAGGAGCUCGCUUUCUGGGAGCAGGAUUCCUGGAGAUUCGGUCAGAUGUGUUUCAGGCUGCAAAGGACUUUGAGAUUUCCCUGAAGUUUCAGACUGACCAACUAAAUGGAUUGCUUCUUUUCAUCCACAACAAAGAUGGACCGGAUUUUCUUGCUAUGGAGCUGAAGAGCGGGCUGCUGAGCUUCAGGUUAAACUCCAGCCUUGUCUUCACACAAGUGGAUGUCAGUCUGGGCCUGGCCUGCUGCAGUGGAACGUGGAAUUCAGUCACUAUCCAAAAGGAAGGCUCUGUGGUAUCAGUUGGUGUGGAUGAACUCGUGGAGCACACCUCACAGGCUACGGCCCACACUCCGCUGCUGAACUCACCUGUCUACCUGGGUGGGGUCCCCCAGGAGUUGCAGGACUCCUUCCGACACCUGGCUCUGGAACAAGGGUUCCGUGGCUGUGUGAAGGAAGUUGCAUUUACACGGGGUGCUGUCGUUAACUUGGCAUCUGUGUCCAGCCAUGCUGUCAGAGUCAAUCAGGACGGAUGCCUAUCAAGUGACAGCACUGUUAACUGCGGGGGAAAUGACUCCAUCCUGGUUUAUCGGGGAUGCGGGCGCAGUGUUUACGAGAGCGGUCUCCAGCCCUUUACAGAAUACCUGUAUCGGGUUACAGCCUCACAUGAAGGAGGUUCGGUAUCCAGCGAUUGGAGCCGUGGACGUACACUGGGCACAGCUCCAGAGAGUGUGCCAACUCCCUCAAGAGCCCAGAGCAUAAGUGGAUAUAGCAUUGAGGUGGCCUGGGAUGAGCCUGAUGUGGUUAAAGGCAUCCUGGAGAAGUACACCCUGAAAGCCUAUGGGGAGGGCAGUCCCCAGCCCCGCGUGCCCUCUGCCAGUGCUGAGCUUGAAGACACCAGCGUCCAAACAUACAACUCUUUGUGUCCCUCUUUUACCAUCGGCAUGUUGACAGGACUGCGUCCCUUCCACAGCUAUGCGGUAACCCUGACUGCUUGUUCUCGGGUGGGCUGCGCUGAGGGCCCGCAUGCACUGAGCAUCUCCACUCCACAAGAAGCUCUCCAAGAGGUUCCGACACCAGCUGCCUUGUCUCUUCCCAAUUCCUUGUCAUUCUCCUGGUGUCCUCCCAGACAAGCAAAGGGGAUUAUUACUCAGUACUCCUUAUAUGUGGAUGGGAGGCUGGUCUACACAGGCAAAGGACAGAACCACACAGUCACAGAUUUAAGAGUAUCCUCGGCCCACGAGGUUACGGUUGGUGUGUGCACACAGGUGGGGUGCACGAACAGCCCCCGAUUCAUCCAGCAUACAGCACAGCUGCCCCCAGAGCGAGUGGACCCCCCGAUUCCGGCUGUCCUGCUUUCUAGAACUGUGCAUGUACAGUGGAAACAACGAAGGCAACUAAGUGGAAUUCUGGAGCGCUACAUAUUAUACGCUUUGAAUCCUAAACGUAAUUCCACGGUGUGGAGUGUUGCCUCCAACAGCACGGAAGAUCUUGAGGAUGGCACACUCCAGUACCUUUCCCCUGGGUGUCUCUACCUCAUCAAGCUGGGAGUGUGCACGGGUGGUAGCUGCGCAAUGAGUGAGCCCAGCCAGACCCUAAUGGAGGAGACGGUUCCAGAAGGUGUACCAGCCCCCAGAGCCCACUCCUACUCCCCAGACUCCUUUAACAUCUCCUGGACGGAGCCCGAGUAUCCGAAUGGUGUUAUCAUAACUUACGGGUUGUAUCUAGAUGACACUCUAAUUCACAAUUCUUCAGAACUCAGCUGCCAUGCCUAUGGAUUUGAUCCUGGGAGCUUACACACCUUCAGAGUCCAAGCAUGUACGGCCAAGGGUUGUGCUCUCGGCCCACUGGUAGAAAAUCAGACUCUAGAAGUCCCUCCUGAAGGCAUGCUCAACGUGUUUGUGAAAACAGAGGGAUCCCGGGAAGCCUAUGUGAGGUGGGAAGCGCCUCCUCACCCUAACGGGCGCUUAACCUACUCAGUCCUUCUUACCGGAAGUUUUUAUGCAGAUCAAGCCGGUGACAACUACACGCUCCUCAGUGGCACAAAAGCCUUCCACAGUGGUGAAGGAAAGCAGCUCUGGGUGCUGGUGGCCGGACUGGUUCCCUGUUCACUGUACACUGUCCGAGUGAAUGCCUCUAACAGCCGAGGGAGUGUGCUCAGCGACCCUGUCUCCAUUGAGAUGCCUCCAGGGGCUCCAGAUGGCCUGCUGUCUCCCAGGCUUGCAUCUGCCACUCCAACCAGUCUUCAGGUUGUCUGGUCUACACCAGCUCGCAACAACGCUCCGGGCACUCCCAGAUACCAGCUCCAGAUGAGGCCUGGCCUCGCCACCCACGGCCUUCUAGAAUUAUUUCCUGAUCCUUCUCCAUCAUUAAGCUGUGAAGUGAGAGGCCUCCAGCCGUUCACGGUGUAUGAGUUUCGGUUGGUUGCCACCAAUGGCUUUGGCAGUGCUUCCAGCACUUGGACUCUGCUCACGACUGCAGAGGACAAGCCUGGACCGAUAGAUGCUCCAAUUCUUCUGAAUGUGCAAGCUCAAAUGAUGUCAAUUGUCUGGCAACAGCCUGCAAAGAGCAAUGGGGUUAUUACCCAUUAUAACAUUUACCAGCAUGGCCGUCUGUACUUAACAGCCUCUGGGAAUGUCACAAACUGCACUGUGGCCCAUCUACACCCUGACACGGCCUAUCAGUUCCAGGUAGAAGCCUGCACCUCCGUCGGGUGCUCCAAGUCACCAGCGUCUCAGACCGUGUGGACACUCCCAGAAACACCAGAAGGCAUCCCGAGCCCGGAGCUGUUCUCACACUCUCCCACAUCCAUCAUCGUGUCUUGGCAACCCCCCACACACCCCAGUGGCUCAGUUGAGAACUUUACCAUUGAGAGACGAGUCAAGGGGAAAGAAGAAAUUAGGAGCCUGCUGACCCUCCCAAGAAGCCAUGCCAUGAAGUUUCUUGACAAUGAUCCUGCCCUCCACCCUUGGACCCAGUAUGAAUACCGGGUUCUGGGGAGCACUCCUGACAAAGGCACCAACAGCAGCGCUUGGGUGGAAGUUACCACAAGACCCUCCCGGCCUUCAGGAGUGCAGCCUCCCACAGUACUGGUGCUGGGGCCGGAUGCAGUCAAGGUCACUUGGAAAGCCCCUCUUACCCAGAAUGGAGACAUACUGAGCUACGAGAUCCGAAUGCCAGACCCUCUCAUCAGAAUAACCAACAGGACCUCGGUUGUAUUGAGUCAUCUAAUCAAGCACCUGACUCCUUUCACUAAUUAUUCAGUCACCAUUGUCGCUUGCUCCGGAGGUAACGGAUACCUAGGAGGGUGCACUGAGAGUCUACCUACCUUUGCUGCCACCUACCCCGCCCUGCCUCAGGAACUGGCCCCAUUGUCGGUGAUUCCAAGCGAAUCUGACAUCAGGAUUUCUUGGCAGCCACCAGCCAAGCCAAAUGGACCCAAUUUGAGAUACGAGCUUCUGAGACGUAAAAUCCGGCAGCCACUCACUUCAAAUCCCCCAGAAGAUUUAAAUCUGUGGCACAAUAUUUAUUCAGGAACUCGGUGGUUUUACAAAGAUAAGGGUCUUAGCAGGUUUACAACGUACGAAUAUAAGCUCUUUGUACACAACAGCGUGGGCUUUACCCCAAGCCAAGGAGUGACAGUGACCACCUUAGCGGGGGUCCCAGAGAAAGAAGUCACUGUCACCGUGAGCGUCCUUAACCACACGGCCAUAGACGUGAGAUGGGAGAAACCAACUUUUCAAGAUCUACAAGGUGAUGUGGAUUAUUACACACUGUUUUGGAAUUCUGGGACCUCGGAAGAAUCUUUGAAAAUCUCCCCAGAUGUAGAUUCUCAUGUCAUUGGUCACUUAGCUCCAAACACUGAGUAUCAGAUUUUCCUCUCAGUUUUCAAUGGAGUCCAUGGAAUCAAUAGCACAGUGGUCCAUGCGACCACAUGUGAUGAGGAGCCUCGGGGCAUGCUUCCUCCAGAGGCUGUCAUCAUCAACAGUACAGCUGUACGUGUCAUCUGGACAUCUCCUGCACACGCAAAUGGCAUUGUCACCGAGUCUUCUGUCUAUGUAAAUGAUAAGCCCUACAAGGCUGGAACGAAUGUGCCGGGGUCGUUUAUUCUGGAAGGCCUGUCUCCCUUCACUGUCUAUGACAUUCAGGUAGAAGUCUGUACAAAAGAUGCCUGCAUAAAGAGCAACGCGACCCGAGUCAGCACUGCGGAAGAUACUCCAAGGGACAUUUCAAUGCCUCUAAUCCGUAAUAUUACUUCAAGAUCCAUUCAAAUAGAUUGGAAGACACCAGGAAAUCCAAAUGGCAUCAUUCUCGGAUAUGACCUCUUGCGGAAAACAUGGCUCCCAUGCCCUGAAACCCAAGAGUUAACAGAGAAACCCAGUGAUAAGCUCUGCAAAGCGGUCAAGUGCCAACACUCUGAAAAUGUCUGUGGGCACACUUGCUAUUCUCCAGGAACUAAGGUUUGCUGUGCCGGGCUUCUGUAUGACCCUCAGCCUGGCUACCACUGCUGUGAAGAGAAAUACAUCGCGUUCCUUCCCAAUUCCACCGGAGUUUGUUGUGGGGGCCGGAUCCACGCAGCACGGCCCGACCACCAGUGCUGCUCUGGCUACUACACCAGGAUCCUUCCAGGGGAGAUAUGCUGUCCAGAUGAGCAGCGCACCCGGGCGUCGGUCGGCUUUGGGGACGCCUGCUGCGGCGGGAUGCCUUACAGCACCUCCGGGAGCCAGCUGUGCUGUGCCGGGAAGCUCCGGGACGGCUACCGGCAGCAGUGCUGUGGCGGGGAGAUGGUGAGCCAAGGGUUCAGGUGCUGCGGUGGAGCAGAAGCAGGGCUGGUGAGCAGCGACCUCCCAGGGAUGCUGUGUUGUGGGCAGGAUUAUGUGAAUAUGUCAGAUACCAUAUGCUGCUCAGCCUCCAGUGGAGAGUCUAAGGCACACGCUAAACAGAAUGACCCGGUGCCAGUGAAAUGCUGCGGCACUGAACUUAUUCCAGACAGCCAGGAAUGCUGUAAUGGAGUUGGGUACAAUCCUUUGAAAUAUGUUUGUUCUGAUGAGAUUUCAACUGGAAUGGCGAUGAAGGAAACCAGAGCAUGCGCGACUGUUUGCCCAGCAUCCAUGGAAGCCACAGCACACUGUGGCCAGUGUGACUUCAAUGCCACCACCCAUAGGUGCAUUGUGACAAGAGGGCCUCUCAGUCCCACGGGGAAGGCAGCAGAGGAAGGAAUGUGUUCUGCAGCAGAGGAAGUAGUUCAUUCCGGAGAUGUAAGCACGCGCUCUUUCUUAGACACAGAACUUGAGGCCAGCACCACGUAUGAAUACAGGGUUUCUGCAUGGAACAGCUUCGGGCGAGGAUUCAGCCCAUCUGUUCGAGUCAGCACAGGAGAGGCUGUGCCGCAAGGAGUCUCGGCCCCCAGAUGGGCCACAGCGAGUGAUCACGAAGACGUUAUUUUCUUACACUGGAAGAAGCCCAUGCACCCGAAUGGUCGCGUUAUUCACUACAUCCUUCUUCGCGAUGGAAGGGAGCGCUUCCGGGGAACAGCGCUGAGCUUCACAGACGCUCAGGAGAUUGAGCCACUCCAGGAAUACACGUACCAGCUGAAAGCUUGCACAGCCGCCGGGUGUGCCGUCAGUGGCAAGGUAGUCGCUGCAGCCACCCCAGGCAUCCUGGAGAGGGUCUCACCACCAAACAUCACAGCCCACAGCCCAGAGUCCCUGCACCUCAGCUGGAGCAUCCCCGAGAAAACGAGAGCUGUCAUUAAAGAGUACCAGCUCUGGCUGGAUGGGAGAGGGCUCGUCUACACUGACAGGAGUGACAGGAGGCAGCAUACGGUCACAGGUCUCCAGCCAUACACAAACUACAGCUUCACACUUGCGGCCUGUACAGCUGCCGGAUGUACUUCCAGCGAGCCCUCUGUGGGUCAGACUCUGCAGACUGCCCCUCAAGGAGUUUGGGCGACACCUCGACACAUUAUCAUCAAUUCUACAACCGUGGAAUUAUAUUGGAAUCCUCCAGAAAGGCCCAACGGCCUCAUUUCUCAGUAUCAGCUGAGGCGUAAUGGAAGCUUGCUUCUCGUGGGUGGCAGUGAUGAACAGAGUUUCACUGAUAAAAACCUGGAGCCCAACAGCAGGUACAUUUACACGUUAGAAGCAAAAACCAGAGGUGGCAGCGGUAUGAGUGAGGAUUACCUUGUCCAGAUGCCUAUGUGGACCCCGGAAGCCAUCCGUCCCCCGUGUAACGUCACCGUACUGGGCUCUGAUUCCAUAUUUGUAGCAUGGCCAACACCAGGGAUUCUGCUUCCCCAAAUUCCGGUGGAGUAUAGCAUCUUACUCAGUGAUGGAAGUGUGGUGCCUUUAACCUUCUCCGUUGGACACCGGCAGUCUGCCCAUCUGAAAAACUUGGCUCCAUUCACACAGUAUGAGAUAAGGAUACAAGCCUGCCAAAAUGCAGGCUGUGGAGUUAGCAAUAGGAUAUAUGUCAGAACACACGAAGCAGCACCAGAGGGUCUAAUGUCCCCUCUUCUGAAGGCUCGGGGGUCAUCUUGCAUAGAAGUUAAGUGGAUGCCACCUAGAAGACCCAAUGGAGUCAUCUCCAGCUAUUUCAUUUACAGGCGUCCUGCUGACACCGAGGAGGAGUCUCUCCUCUUUGUCUGGUCGGAAGGAGCUCUUGAGUUCACUGAUGAUGGGGGCACUCUGCGCCCCUUUACCCUGUACGAGUACCGCGUCAGAGCCUGGAACUCCAAGGGCGGGGUGGACAGCCCGUGGGCGUCAGUACGGACCCUGGAAGCGCCGCCUCAAGGCCUCCCCGCCCCCCGGGCUCAAGCCACCGGCGCCCACUCGGUCCUGCUGAACUGGACUGAGCCCGAGGCCCCCCACGGCAUCAUCUCCCGGUACCGUGUGGUCUACCGAGAAGGACCAGAUGAGGCAGCAGCCAGCAGCUCUAUCGCGCAUGCCUUCACGCUGACGGGAACGAGCCGUCAUGCCCAUCUUUUUGGGUUAGAACCAUUCACGACAUACCAAGUUGGCGUGGUGGCUGUGAACAGGGCGGGAGAAGUGUCAAGCCCCUGGGCCCUGAUUAAAACUUUAGAAUCUUCCCCAAGUGGACUGAAGAACUUCACAGCGGAGCAGAGAGAGAACGGCCGAGCUUUGCUGCUGCAGUGGUCAGAGCCGGUGAAAACCAAUGGUGUGAUCGAGGCAUACAACAUCUUCAGCGAUGGGCUCCUGGAGUACUCCGGCCUGGGGCGACAGUUUCUCUUCAGGCGCCUGGCCCCCUUCACUCUCUACACCCUGACCCUGGAGGCCUGCACAGCAGCAGGCUGUGCUCACUCAGUGCCCCAGCCUCUCUGGACAGGGGAAGCCCCUCCAGAGUCUCAGCCAGCUCCCACCAUCCAGGCUGUGGAGCCCACCAACGCGAGGCUGCACUGGUCUCAGCCAGCUAAGCCAAAUGGGAAGAUAAUUCGAUAUGAAGUGAUUCGCAGAGACUUGGAGGGAGAGCGUUGGGGGAAUGAGACGAUGCAGGCAGGUGAGAGCACUGUUUUCACGGAGUACGACCCGGAAGGCAUGGUGUGGGUGUAUAAUGACACGGGUCUGCAGCCAUGGAGGCUGUACGCCUACAGAAUCUGCGCGUGGAACUCUGCGGGCCACACCUGUAGCUCUUGGAGUAUGGUAAAGACAUGGCAAGCACCCCCAGAAGGCCUCUCUCCGCCGGAGGUAUCCUGUGUGUCUGCGGAUCCCCCCCAAGUGCUGAUCUCCUGGUUCCCACCCCGACACCCUAAUGGCAUCAUCCAGUCCUAUAGACUUGAGAGGAAUGGAGUGCUCCCUCUUCCCAGUUUCAGUGGCAACACCCUCAGCUACACCGACAGCCAGCUGCUUCCGUUUUCCACUUAUAGCUACGCCGUCCUCGCCUGCACGAGCGGCGGCUGCUGCGCCAGCGAGCCCACCCACAUCACAACCCCAGAGGCACCUCCGUCAGGGGUCAGCCCUCCAGUUCUUCGGGCCAUCAGUGCCCACCAGAUAAACGUGUCUUGGUCUCCGCCAUCGAUCCCAAAUGGGAAGAUUGCUAACUAUUCGCUUAGAGGUGAUGAUCGGGAGUACCCGGCUGGGCAGGACCUGUCCUUGCUGGUUUCUGACCUGCAGCCUUUCACUCAGUACAACCUCUCCCUCGUGGCCUGCACGAACGGAGGGUGCACUGCAAGUGGAACCGCAUCUACCCGGACCAUGGAGGCCCCGCCAGAGAACAUGGACCCCCCAACAGUGCACGUCACAGGCUCAGAAUCAAUAGAAAUUACGUGGAAACCCCCAAGAAACCCACAUGGCCAGAUCAGAAGUUACGAGCUUCGGAGAGAUGGCGCCAUGGUGUAUACGGGGUUGGAAACGCGCUACCACGAUUUCACCCUUACUCCUGGCGUGGAAUACAGCUACUCGGUGACUGCCACUAACAGCCGGGGAAGUGUCCUGAGCCCACCUGUCAAGGAUCACACCAGCUCCUCAGCCCCCUCGGGUGUAGAGCCUCCAAAGUUGCACGCUGGGGAUGCCCCUGAGAUCUUGGUGCAUUGGGACUCUCCAGUGAGGACAAACGGCGAGAUUAUCAACUAUACCCUCUUCAUCCGCGAGCCGUUUGAAAGAGAAAUCAGAACCAUGCACCUCAAUUCAACGCAUGCUGCUUUUAGUACACGGUCACUCACAGUAAAGCACCUGAAGCCUUUUCAUAGGUAUGAAAUGCGCAUCCAAGCCUGCACUGGCCUCGGAUGUGCCUCCAGUGAGUGGGCAUCUACCCAGACUAGAGAAAUCCCACCUCUGAUGCAACCGGCCCCGCAUCUGGAGGUGCAGACGGCUGCAGGGGGAUUCCAGCCCGUGGUAGCUGUGUGGUGGGCAGGACCACUCCAGCCAAAUGGAAAAAUUAUAAGCUUUGAAUUGUACAGAAGACAAAUAACAGCUUGGCCCAGAAAGUCCAGUCCAUUGCUGACCUACAACGGAAGCUCAAGCUCGUUUGUGGAUUCAGAGUUACUGCCUUUCACUGAAUAUGAGUACCAGGUAUGGGCAGUAAAUUCCGCAGGAAAAGCUCCGAGUAACUGGACAUGGUGCAGAACUGGACCUGCGCCACCAGAAGGUCUCAGGGCACCCACAUUCCACACCGUCUCCUCCACCCAAGUGGUGGUCAACAUCAGUGCACCUGCGAGACCCAAUGGGAACAUCAGCCUCUACAGGAUCUUCUCCAGCUCCAGCGGGACGUACACCCUGCUGUCUGAAGGCACGGCCACCCAGCAGACCCUUCACGGCCUGAGACCCUUCUCCACAUACGCCAUUGGGGUUGAGGCCUGCACCUGUUUGGCCUGCUGCAGCAGAGGACCCACGGCCGAGCUGAGAACUCACCCGGCCCCACCUUCAGGGCUGUAUCCGCCCCAGGUCCAGACCCUGGGCUCACGGGUGGCCUCCUUCCAGUGGACACCCCCUCGGCUCCCUAAUGGUAUCAUUCACAGCUACGAACUGCAGCUGCAGGCCUGCCCUCCGGAUUCAGCCCCAGCCUGCCCUGCCAGCCACACGGAGACGAAGUACUGGGGCCCUGGGCACACAGCCAGCCUGGUGGGGCUGCGGCCCUAUACUGCCUACAGGGUGCAAGUGGUGGCCCACAACGAGGCGGGCAGCGUGGCUUCUGGGUGGACCCACUUCAGCACCAAAAAGGAAAUGCCUCAGUACCAAGCCCUGUUUUCAGUGGACAGCAGCGCAUCCACCGUGUGUGUCGACUGGAGCGGCUCUUUCCUCCUGAAUGGCCAGCUGAAGGAGUACGUGGUCACUGACGGAGGACAGCAGCUGUACAGUGGCCCAGACAACACCCUCUGCAUACCAAGGACGGCGGACAAGGACAAAACUUUCUUCUUCCAGGUCACCUGCACAACAGACAUUGGGAGUGUGAAGACCCCGUUGGUCCAGUAUGACGCCUCUACUGGAUUUGGCCUGGUGCUGACGACUCCUGGAGAAAAGAAGGGAGCAGGGACCAAAAGCAUCGAGUUCUACAGCGAACUGUGGUUCAUUGUGGUAAUGGCAGUGUUGGGCCUGAUCCUGCUGGCCAUCUUUCUGUCCUUGAUUCUACAAAGAAAACUCCACAGGGAGCCAUGUGUCAGAGAGAGACCACCCUUGGUACCUCUUCAGAAACGAAUGACUCCACUGAGCGUCUACCCACCAGGGGAAACCCAUGUGGGACUUGCCGAUACCAGACUCCCUCGGUCUGGGACUCCUUUGAGCAUCCGGAGCAGCCGGAGUGUGUCUGUACUGCGGAUCCCUAGUCAGAGCCAAGCCAGCCGCACCUACUCCCAGGGCUCUCUCCACCGCAGUGUCAGCCAGCUCAUGGACAUCCCAGACAAGAAGGCCGCCGACGAUUCACUGUGGGAAACUAUUAUGGGCCACAGCAGUGCACUGUAUGUGGAUGAAGAGGAACUAAUGAAUGCCAUCAAGGGUUUCAGCUCAGUGACCAAGGAACAUACCACCUUCACCGACACCCAGCUGUAAAGAAUGGAAGCUAUAACAUGGAACCCCGGGGUGCAUGUUCCGUACCCUGUUUUCCCAGUUAUCACCCAUGUCACAGUAUCUGAAGAACACUUAGAUUUUGUUUUUUAAUAGAGACCUAAAAUAAAUAGUUGAGAAAAGCAGAGAAAUGAUGAGAAAUUGUGUCCACACUUAAAGCUUGCACUGCCCUGCUGGUUUCGUGGAGAAGAAAGAAUACAGUUCGAUGGGCUCUGUCCAAGACACUGUUCGGUAGAGGGACAUUGCAGCCCUUUCCAAGAUGACACACAUUUGUUACCAGUAGUGAGGUGUUACCUGUUUAAAACCAAGUAAAUCAGUUGAGAGGCUCUUCUUGCUCUUUUUCAACCUGCUAUGUCCGGCAGAGGAUGAACUCCAAGCAAGAGCCACACCGGUGACCACACUCCACACUGAAGCUGAGAACCAGCUCUGCAUGCAUGCACAUGGCUCUGGCUCUAGAGCUGUGGCUUCCACCAAAGCAGGUGCCAUUUGGCUGUGCACAGCUCUCACAGCUGUUUCCAAGAACCGAGCAGCUCACUGAAGCUGGGUUUUCACAAAUGGAACACCUUUGCUUCAACCAAGGUCUUAUUUCCAAACUAAAAUUUGUGAAAUUGUCAAUACUUUUCAUAAACUAGGAAUCUGCUGUUCCUGGAAAGCAAUGUAAGAAAACCUCCUUCCCUUCAGUCUUAAAGCUUCUGGGAAGUUAUUCCGGGUCUAUGUGACAAUAUCUUGUGGGUCUGUGCCAAGAGGCAGGUGGCAAACACAUUAAGGGGACUAACUCAUUUUGCUGGAAAGCCACUAUUUACUCCCAUGAUCAAACAGUCUAAGACUAGACUUCAGGGGUGGACUGUCACCCAAAUCUAUGACACAGCAGCUCCUAAACACUUGCCACCUUUACGUGUCAAAGCACAGACCUGGAUUAAACACUCCCGUCACGACUGCCACAGAUACUAUCUAAAAUAGUGGGCAUCCAUAGUGCCUGUACAAAUCGUAAUGCGCAUUUUCCUGUCUUGCCAAAAGAUUUAUACCUUUAGAACUGGAAACAGAACUGGUCAGACUGUUAGGUUCUUUAUCUCACAUAAUUUCUAGAUUUUAUCAACAGUGGGCCUCUACAGUGUUGAACUGAACCAAGAUCAGGAACAAAAUCAUUAGGGAGAAAUAGUUGUUUUGACAACCUCUCUUAAAGACUUAAGCCUAAUGUCUAGGGAGUGUGAAGGAAACACUAAUCAUUUUAUUCUUUGAUGAUACUUUCCUGCUGUGUGUUUAGAACCAAAGAGGUACCCAAACUUAAUCAUUUCUUUUUCACUGUCAAGGCCAGGUGAGGCUCUGGUCCUCAGGGCUCACCAGACUUGACAGGAACCUCUGCCUCCUCUGGCCUUAUAGUUCCGUCUAUGUGAGGGUAAGACAAAACCCUUGCUUGCCCAUUGCUUCACUUGGAAGUAUGGAGGAAAUGUCGCUUAGCUGACAUUCUUCUUUGUAGACAGAACAGGAGAGCAGAUGAUUCUGGGACCCAGGAAGCCUUUAAGAGAAGAGGGGAAAUGUCUCCCUUUUAAUACCUCUGACCACAUUAAUCUCCUGAGUAUUGUGCCAGGCUGAUGUAGCUGGCCUUCUAACGACUGAGUCAUUUUCUGACAAAGCUUGGGGGCUGGGGAGUAGGGUGACAAACACUUCAACUUUGUUUAGACAUAUACUUUUGUUAUUCAAGCCAGUCCUUGUGACUGUAACAGAGUAGAUCAAUAACUGAUUUAAGCAGUAGUGUGAUAACAAUGCACUGAACUUUGAUCUUUCACAUACCUUGUACAACUUGCCCAGGCCCCUGUAACUUGCUUGUGCUUUCCAGCUUUCUUUUCUAUUUUGGAGCAACACCCAGUUUUCUUAUGAGACUUAAUAAUGCUAACAGACUGACAAUCUGAACAAACUAACCUGUGAUGAUCUGUGUAAGUCAGCUUGGCAGAUGUCAUGGCAGUUGUCUGGAUUCAAAGACAGGACUGUAUACUACCACCUAAUAAAAGAAA